AUGACACAUAGGAUUCUCUUCUUAGUGUCUCUUCAAUUAACAUAUAGAAUAUUUCAUAGUGUGAUUUUACUUUUGGUGAUCCGAGUAAAAACUGAAUCCGGUUCGAUUAUUUCCUACUUUCAAAAUGGGCCAAAUAAUGGGCCCGAAUCUGUAGUAACUAUAAACAUAAUCCGACGCGUGAGCUGCACGCGCCUAAACACUCUCCAUCUGGCUGCCGUCUUCGUUCUUCCGGCGACAGAAGAACACGUCGCCAACGAUUUCAACAUCGCAGCUCCGAUUCCGGAAGAGACCGGAAAUGUCAUUGAAGAGACGGCGUCUUACAAUUUCCCGGUAUGUGCGUCUCAGAUUGUGGGGGAUGAGGAAUUUAGAAUUAGGGGUACGACUUGGAAUAGUCAGAGAGAAAAUGACCAGGAAUUGGAUUUCUUCAGAGAAAUUGUGUCUUUGUGA
This is a messenger RNA of Arabis nemorensis, 447 nucleotides long. NCBI's taxonomy places the organism in Eukaryota, Viridiplantae, Streptophyta, Magnoliopsida, Brassicales, Brassicaceae. The record is from the annotation of a GenBank genome assembly.